Molecule: messenger RNA, 1237 nt
Organism: Lactuca sativa (garden lettuce)
Lineage: Eukaryota; Viridiplantae; Streptophyta; Magnoliopsida; Asterales; Asteraceae
Source: RefSeq, a predicted model, not a curated record
UUCAUUACAAAAAUCGAAAGAAAUGUGUAAAUUGUAAUUCAAGUGACCGAUUUUCUUCUUAAUAAAGCCGUUCCAUAACCCUCGCUGCGUUGUCUCUCCUCUCUCUCUCUCUCUCCAACGAACUGUGUGAAAAAAACGAGAGGAAACUGAGACAAAAAACCAACAGAAAGUAACAAAAAGAAGCAAAUCCUCCAAAAUCCAUAUCCAUUCCUACAGUUUCCUUCACCACACAAACACAAUUGAUUCUGUGUCAAUUGGUUGCGGCAUUUUUCUCUUUGUUUGAGGCGUUUCUGGAAUGGAAGACAGCGGUGGUGGUCGGAGCCGGCGUAACGAGUUGGAUGAAGAAACUAACGCUCCACCUGCACCAGCUAGUUUAACGCUCGGUGGAAUCCUGUCGAUCAAGCAGACGCCGCCUUAUCGGAUCCAAGAUCGUACUCUACUGGAUCUUAUACGCGAUGAUCAGACUUGUGGAAAAGAACCGAAGACGACGUGGAAGAUGAUUAGAGAGAAACUCCGGCUCAAACUCGCUGGUUCAGUCUGUACAACCACCGCCCCUACUCUCGCCUCUCUUGUCCCCAUUACCACAGAGAGCAAUCGUCUGUCGACGCGACAUGGUUCGACUCAGCGGAACUCCACCGACGAAUCAACGUGGCAGUUGAAUUCACCGCAGGUAACUAACUCUAGUAACAUACCGGAAACGCAAACAGCCAGGGUACAAACUGACCCGCCGGUGGAGGAAAGUGAGCAAACCUCGACGGAGGAAAAUCGGGGCGCCGGUGGAGAAGGAGAACCGGCGGCGGCGAGGAUGUCGUUGAUGUCGCUGUUGGAAGUGGAUGGAUCUGCGUAUUUGGAUUAUGAAGAAGAAAAAGAGGCGGAGGAGAUGGAGGAGGAGGAGGAGGUGGAAGAAGGCGGUGGUGGUGGAGGAGGAUACAAGUACAACAACUGCUGCGUGUGCAUGGUAAGACAUAAGGGCGCAGCAUUUAUUCCCUGUGGGCACACUUUCUGCAGACUCUGUUCAAGGGAGCUUUUUGUUCAAAGGGCUAGUUGUCCAUUAUGCAACAAUCUGAUCUUGGAAAUUCUUGAUAUCUUUUAGUUUAAAAAACAAAAACAAGAAAAUUAAAUUCUUGUUCCAUGUGAUUUUUUUUUUUUACAAUAUCUCUAGUACAUUUAGUCCAAUUAUGUAAAGCAUUUAUCUCACACUGUUCAAUGUUUAUUUAUUUAAGGACAUUUUUAAACA